Rotaria socialis is the source of this 462-nucleotide messenger RNA. The record is from the annotation of a GenBank genome assembly. Lineage: Eukaryota; Metazoa; Rotifera; Eurotatoria; Philodinida; Philodinidae.
AUGUCUAACCUUCUAUAUCUAAUUCUAUUUUCUAGUGCUAUGGGCAUAUUAUCCGUUGAUAAAUUUGAUCAGUUACCAUGGUUUUUUGGUUUUAUGCGACGACAUUUUAUUCCAGCAAGUAUUUGUAUCAAUAGUACAACACAAGCAGGAUAUCUUGCUAAAAUGAAUAUUCUUAUCAAUAGAUUUCAAAAAAAUUCAACGUAUAAUGCGGUAUUAGAAAUUGAAUCACCAAUUUUUGUCUCCUAUGUUAAAGAUCCUAGUAAUCAAGCAUUACUGUAUAGUAAUUGCAUGGCAUUUGUUGACGGGGUCAAAACAGCAAAAUUAGCAGACAAAGCAGCCGCAUUAGCAAGAAAAAAAAUUGCUCGAGAAAUUCAUCUACGAUUUCGACACGUUUCAACUGAUUUAACAGCUAAUGAAGGACCUAAUGAAUUGGAUAGUAAUGAAAAACUUGGGCAUCAUUGA